UCUGAUCUUCGCGGCCGGCUGUUGGAUGGCUGCAAUUGCAGAAAUACAGUCUUUUCAAGAAUGGGACGAAGAAUGGCAAACCGUCGAGGAAGAUUUUCAAACCUUCAAGGUAGGGAAGUUUUCAGAUUACCAAAAGAAGAUGGAUGAUUUCCACAGAAGUCAAAAAGCUUGCCUUAGUAGUGUUAAUGUUAUGAAAAGGAGGAUGCAAGACUUUGACAAAGCUCUAAGACGGCUGGAAAAGGGGUCCUCAUCAGACUCUGCAAAAAAGGCUGCAGAGUUACGGUAUAGAAUGGACUUGCUUGACAGCAAGAUAAAAGAAAUGCAAAGAUUUCUUCCUUCUUCAGCAGGGUCUUUCCUAAGACUUUGUUUAGGCGAUAUCAAUGUAUCACUCUWCCACAAAAAACUUGAGUACAAAGACAAUUAUGAAAGAUUCAAAUUGAAGAUGACAGUUGUGUGUAUGGUGUUCGCAUUCUUCAAUCUUCUUAUCUUGAAUUACAGGUUAACAGAUAGUUUGUUUCAUGGGGUUCUAGUCUGGUAUUAUAGUACACUUACACUACAGGAACACAUUCUAAUAGCUAAUGGCUCAAGGAUAAAAGGAUGGUGGGUACUUCACCACUAUGUUUCUAUUCUGCUGUCUGGUUUUCUUCUAAUAUGGCCUGAGGGGAAAAUGUACCAGAUGUUCAGAGGUUAUUUCUUCUCUUUUUCACUAUAUUUAAGUUUUGUCCAGUUAGUCCAGUACCAAUACCAAAGUGGGGUACUAUACAGACUAAGAGCACUUGGAAUUAGCAAAACUAUGGAUGUUACUGUGGAUGGUUUUCAAAACUGGAUGUGGAGAGGGAUAGGAUUUGUUCUGCCGUUCCUUCUUGCUGGAUAUUUAUUCCAGCUGUACAAUGCGUACGUUCUUUUUGUCUUGGCAACUCAUCAAGAUUGUAGAGAGUGGCAGGUGAUGGCUACAGGAGUUACCUUUUUCGUUCUCUUCCUUGGAAACUUUACAACUCUGCUWUAUGUCAUAAAACAGAAGAUAACAAAAGGCAAAAACCUACGAAUCCCUUGCAGCUAGUCAAACAAAAGAACUACUAAAGAAAAGAAAAACAAGGCUACAUUAACAAAUAUUAAAUUUAAUAUCUUGAGUUGAUGUAAAAAUUAUAUUUGACAGUUACAAUAAUUUCUGAAUUAUCAUUUUAGCUCAAAAAGCAUUUUUCCUCAAAUUUUUUUUCCACAAAAAGCUAAACAUUAUAAAGCUUAUAUUAUUAGUCUUUCUGGAUUUAAAAAUAUAAAGCUCCAAACAAAAUGCUUCAAAAUACACUUUUUCUGAUAGCCAUAAUAAUGAUCAAUAGCAAUAAUUUAUGUAGAAGUAAUAAUUAUURUGGUAGACUGAUUUUGAUUGAAAAAUAAAUAAGUCAAUUAAAAAUUACAAGUCAAUAAAAAAAAAUAAUUGUCAAUCAACAUCAGUAUGCUUGGACACAACACCCAUUUCACGUAACAUGUUAAGUGUUCCUUCCAUCAGAUAGUCAACUCCCCUGAGUGAGAAAUAAWAUACAAAUUAAAUUUA
This is a messenger RNA of Exaiptasia diaphana, 1552 nucleotides long. Its product is annotated as transmembrane protein 120B. Gene Ontology annotation, cellular component: membrane. NCBI's taxonomy places the organism in Eukaryota, Metazoa, Cnidaria, Anthozoa, Actiniaria, Aiptasiidae. The transcript is spliced from 13 exons. The coding region runs from base 26 to 1060 and encodes 344 amino acids. The record is from RefSeq and is a predicted model, not a curated record.